AUGUACAGGUUUAAGUGCAGGGAGUCGGGCCCCUACAGAUGGCUGGCGUUCCUGGAGGGGUGGGAAGUUUCCGGCAGGUGGACUGUUCUGGACAAAGUGCCAGGUCCCCAGGCCUGGACUCUGACCCUGCCAGGGGUUCUCACUCCCACUGGCUGUCUGAUCACUAAACAAGCCAUCAGCGUCAUCACUAGAGCUCCUCUUCCCCAGAAGCUCAGGGUCUGGAUCAUGGGACUCCAAAUCCUGCUCCUGCUGCUCUGUGGGGCCCUGGCCCUGACCCAGACCUGGGACGGUCCCCACAGCCUGAGAUAUGUCAGCACUGCCACGUAUGGACCGGGCCGCGGGAAGAACCGGUACAUCAGCGUCAUCUACGUGGAUGACUCGGAGAUCUUGCAGUUCGACAGUGGCGUGGUGAGGCCAAGGCUGGAGACGCGGGUGCCCUGGAUGGAGCAGCUGUGGGUGGAGCAGGAGCAUCCAGAUUUUUGGAUGGACCAGACGCGGGAAAUGAAGCACAAUGAACAGACUUCUCGAGCAAACCUGAACAAGCUUCUGGCCUACUACAACCAGAGCAAGGACGUGUCUGGCACCUUCCAGGAAAUGACUGGCUGCGUUGUGGGGUCGGAUGGACACUUCCUCAGAGGGUUCACUCAGUUUGCCUACGACGGCACCGACUUCGUUGCCCUGAAUGAGGACCUGCGCUCCUGGACCUCAGCCAACUCAGUGGCUGGUCUCAGCUGGCACCAGUUGGUGCGGGUCCCUGAUGCGGACGUGAGGAGGGUCUUCCUGGAGGACACCUGUGUGCACCGGCUCCGCCUGCUCUUAGAGAAGGGGAAGGAGAAGCUGCUCCAAGCAGACCCUCCAAAGACACACAUGACCCAACACCCCAUCUCUGACUAUGAGGUCACCCUGAAGUGCUGGGCCCUGGGCUUCUACCCUGCGGACAUCACCCUGACCUGGCAGCGUGAAGGGGAGGACCUGACCCAGGACAUGGAGCUUGUGGAGACCAGGCCUGCAGGGGAUGGAACCUUCCAGAAGUGGGCAGCUGUGGCUGUGCCCCCUGGAGAGGAGCAGAGAUACACGUGCCAUGUGCAGCACCAGGGGCUGCCUGAGCCCCUGACCCUGAGAUGGGACCCCCCUCCUCAGACCACCAUCACCAUCAUCUUUGUGGGCAUUGCUGCUGCCCUGGGUCUCCUUGGAGCUGUGGUCACUGGAGCUGUGCUGUGGAGGAGGAAGUGCUCAGGUGGGCAAGGGGUGGGGCUGAGUUUCCUGUCCCCCUGGGGGUCAAGCCCAGGUGGAAGUGUGCUCUGCCUGGUUAAUGUGCAUCCUAUCCCCACAUGGGUGCUUGUCCAUGUGGGGCCUAUUUCCUAACACUGACUCUUUAGUGAGGCCCGUGGGAAAGUGAGGGACACAUUUGUCACCUGAUGGUUCUAGCAAUGGGCACUGAUUCCCACUGUCAGAGGUCAGAGGGGAAGGUCCCUGCUAUGGACAGACAUCCAGAAGUGUGGGUGGUCCAGUCCUGCACAUGUACUUCCCCAUAUUUCCUGAUCCUACCCUCAUGUUCAGCCACAGUUCUGGAAACUUCCCUGUGCUUCAGGAAUGUGGGAAUCCUUUAGGGUCACGGUACCCAGCCUUCCCCCUGACUUCUCACAGAAUGUUUUCUUCCCACAGGCAGAGGCAGGGAGAGCUACACUCAGGCUGCCUGUAAGUCUGGGUGUUGGGGAGGUGACAUCUGGGACCCUUGAGAGAGUGUGGGCUGGAUCUGUGAGGGGGGCUCUUCCACUCUGUAACUCUGCUGUUGCGUCUUCCCCAG
Phyllostomus discolor (pale spear-nosed bat) is the source of this 1807-nucleotide messenger RNA. Its product is annotated as HLA class I histocompatibility antigen, alpha chain G-like. The coding region runs from base 1 to 1365 and encodes 454 amino acids. NCBI's taxonomy places the organism in Eukaryota, Metazoa, Chordata, Mammalia, Chiroptera, Phyllostomidae. The transcript has 6 exons. The record is from RefSeq and is a predicted model, not a curated record. Gene Ontology annotation, biological process: antigen processing and presentation of endogenous peptide antigen via MHC class I via ER pathway, TAP-independent; positive regulation of T cell mediated cytotoxicity; antigen processing and presentation of endogenous peptide antigen via MHC class Ib. Gene Ontology annotation, molecular function: peptide antigen binding; signaling receptor binding. Gene Ontology annotation, cellular component: external side of plasma membrane.